AUGUCAGAAUCCCAGUGUUCCCCUCCCCCCCUUCUCCCCUCGGUUGCCUCUGCUGCCGCUGUCGACUUCCUUGGUGCUGAGGAAGUCGGGGCUGCGUCUGCUCCUAGCUGGAGGCGCAAGGGCGGCAAGGGCAAGGGGGGCAAGGGUGGUGGUGGUGCUAGAGGGGGGGGUGGAGGUGGAGGUGGAGGUGGCGGCGGUGGGGGCGGUGGGGGUGGUGGCGGUGGUGGGGGUGGUGGCGGGGCUGGGGGGGUGGGUGGCAGCGGCGGGGGUGGUGGCGGCAGUGGUGGUGGAGGAGGCCGGGGUGGAGGUGGUGGUGGUGGAGGCAGUGGGCGUGGGGGUGGCAGCUCGGGUGGUGGUCGGGGUGGACUGGCGCAGCGUGGAGGCUCGGGUGGUGUCCAGCGCCAGCAGCAGCGUCUUGGAGAGACCCCGUCGUCCCAGCAGCUUCGUGAGUGGUACUCUCAGCAUGGGGGGUCUGGGGGCGGGGGUACCUGCACGUAUGUCAUCCGCACAGGUGACCGCGCUGGUCAGACGUGUGGGAGGUUCCACACGCCACAGCGCUGCUUCUUCCAUCUCGACGACGCCUGGCGUGCACAGUUCCCUGAGGCCUCUGAGCUGCCCCGCUGGGCUGAUCUGCUUAAAAAGAACAUUGAUGUCUUUGCACUUGACUUUGAUGUUAUCCUAGGAGCCAUGUAUGCAUUGACUAUUAGUGUUGAGGGUGACUGUUACUUGUGUGUGCCACCAGACCCAGGCAUUGCGACCAGUGAGGCUGCCGCUCUAGGUGCCAGUGUGUCUGCUGCCCCACGUCCUAAAGAGGCUGCUGCUCUAGGUGCAGGUGUGUCUGCUGCGUCAGGUACUUGUGAGUCUGCGCUUUCAGGUACUGCGUCUACUGAGGCACUGCACACCUUCACACUGGACUCUGGUGCUUCUCGCUGUUUCUUUCGCGACCGCACUGCCCUAGAGCAGCUCCCUAGGCCGGUUGCUGUCUCCCUGGCUGACCCCAUCCGGGGGUCCGGUCCUUGCGACCUCCACCACUGCCCUCCCUUGUCCUGCUGUCCCGUCCGGCACCCAGUCGGGCCUUUACCUCCCCUCGUUCUCUACGAACUUGGUGGCGGGUUCCGCGCUCCAGGAUGCGGAUCACUGCCUCCCCUGCCACCGUCCCCUGCCCCUCCCUGCCUUCCCUGUGUCGAGGGGCGGCAGCGUGCCACCCCUCACUCCUCUGAGUUUCCCCCGACGGAGGCCCCUCUACAGACCCUGCACAUGGACGUAUGGGGCCCAGCCUGCGUCCGUGGACAGGGAGGAGAGCGCUACUUCCUGCUGGUAGUUGACGACUACACGCGUUACACCACGGUCUUCCCCUUGCGCACCAAGGGAGAGGUCCCUGCUGUUUUGAUCCCUUGGAUCCGCGCUACCCGUCUCCAGCUGGAGAGGCGCCUUCGCACGGACCUUCCCGUCCUGCGACUCCACUCUGACAGAGGUGGUGAGUUUUCCUCCGGUCUCUUGGAGACCUUCUUCGCUCGUACCUCCUUGGUCCAUGCGGCUGCCCCCCAUUUUCUGUGGCCGUUUGCGGUCCGCUACGCCGCGCAUCAGCUCAACCUCUGGCCCCGUGUCUCCGUUCCGGAGACCUCACCGACGCUGCGUUGGACGGGAGAGGUUGGCGAUGCGUCUGUGUUCCGGGUGUGGGGAUCUCGUGCCUUUGUCCGCGAUACGUCCGCGGCCAAGCUCUCCGCCCGCGCUGCUCCCUGUGUCUUCCUUGGCUUUGUCCCUGACGCGCCUGGCUGGCAGUUUUACCACCCCACCUCGCACCGGGUCUUCGCCUCUCAGGACGUCACUUUUGACGAGUCGGUCCCGUUCUACCGUCUCUUCCCCUACCGCACUGCCCCGCUCCCCCCCCCGCCGCUCUUCCUCACGCCAGGUGCUGCUUUGGUAGACCCCCUGCCUCCCCAGGGUCCUGCUCCCUCAGGUGUUUCCCAGGUAGACCCGGUCGAGCCUGUCGAGGUAGCUGUCGACUCUGGUCCUCCGCGAGGUACUGAGCGUGCUGAGCCUGAGCGUGCUGAGCCUGGUGGUGCUGGGUCUGGGGGUACUGAGACUGGGGGUGCUGAGCCUGGGGGUGCGGAGACUGCGGGUGCUGAGCCUGGGGGUGCGGAGACUGCGGGUGCUGAGCCUGGGGGUGCAGAGACUGCGGGUGCUGAGCCUGGGGGUGCAGAGACUGCGGGUGCUGAGCGUGGGGGUGCUGUCCCUGGGGGUGCUGAGUCUGGAGGUCCUGAGCCUGGGGGUACUGCGCCUGGGGGCGCUCUCUCUUCCCAGCAGCUGCGUGAGUGGUACUCUCGAUACUGUCGCCGCCUCCGAACUGCUACUGGAGCUGGAGCUGAGGGCGCUGUGCCUACUGGAGGUGGUGUUGCUGCUGACCCUGGGGUCGGCACUGGAGGUGCUGGAGCCACUGGUCCUGGAGGUGCUGCUGGUGUUGCUGGGGGUACUGGAGCUGCUGGUGCUACUGGAGGUUCUGGAGCUGCUGGUGGUGCUGCAGGAGUUGGAGCUGCUGCUGGAGGUUCUGGUGCUGUCUCUACUGGUUCUGGGGGCACUACACGGCCGCGACCGUACUUCGUUCCACUCCUCCAGCAGGUUCUUGGUCAGCCGCCUCCUCCUUGUCCUGCUCCCUCCUUAGAGUGUCCUCCGCGUGUCCAGUCGCAGUCACAGCUACCCCCUGCCUCGCCACUUCCUGGUCCUUCUCCCUACACUGGUCCGACAGGCGGUCUUACAGAGCGUCGUGAGCCUGAGUCUCGUCCUGUGUCGCCUGAGUCUCGUCCUGUGUCGCCUGUUCGUGCUGCUCGCACUGGUCGCCGUGCUCCGCGUGAGCGUCCUCCACCUGUUUCUGGCACACACUAUAUGACUCUGCGUCCUUCCACUGCUCCACUGCGUGUCCCUCUGUCGUCUCCUCCUGCGUCCUCUCUUCCUGACCUUGCUGACCCGGAGUCUGACCGGGUUCGUGCUGCCAGUCCUACUGUCACGCGUCUCCUGGCCACUGCUGUCACUGACCCUUCCUUUGAGUCUGCUGCUGCGUCUGCCCUAGUUGCCGAGCUUGUUGACUUUGCUGCUCGCUGUCGUCUAGACUACGCCGCGAGUCUUGUUGCUGAGUCUGAGUCUGUCUGUCCUCCGUCCGUCGGGGGUGAGUGUGCUCUAGGCACGGACGUCCUUGAGGACAGACAGGAGGACCUUGAGUGUCUUGUAGCCGCUGCGCCUCAUCUCGUGUCCAUGCUACUUGCCCCUGAGGGAGACCCGGAUGCUCCAGACAUCCCGACCCCGCGCUCUUACGCUGAGGCGAUCGCGGGUGAGUACUCCUCUCAGUGGCAGUCAGCCAUGGACGCAGAGAUGGCAUCCUGGAAGUCCACUGGCACUUACGUCGACGAGGUUCCCCCUCCUGGGGCGAACAUCGUCAGUGGCAUGUGGAUUUUCAGGGUGAAGCGGCCGCCAGGUUCUCCGCCUGUCUUCAAGGCUCGUUACUGUUAUAGUCACAAUAGCCUUGAAUGUGCCUAA
Messenger RNA from Closterium sp. Naga37s-1, 3531 nucleotides. NCBI's taxonomy places the organism in Eukaryota, Viridiplantae, Streptophyta, Zygnematophyceae, Desmidiales, Closteriaceae. The record is from the annotation of a GenBank genome assembly.